This is a messenger RNA of Pleuronectes platessa (European plaice), 3799 nucleotides long. It is a transcript of the gene xrra1, whose product is annotated as X-ray radiation resistance associated 1. Gene Ontology annotation, molecular function: protein binding. Bases 1115 to 2971 code for a protein of 618 amino acids. The record is from RefSeq and is a predicted model, not a curated record. The transcript has 17 exons. Gene Ontology annotation, cellular component: nucleus. NCBI's taxonomy places the organism in Eukaryota, Metazoa, Chordata, Actinopteri, Pleuronectiformes, Pleuronectidae.
UUCUCAUCACUAGAAUCUUGGCAUCACGAUCACAAGGGGAGGACCUCUUCUCUGCAAAGGCGAGGAAGGUGUGACUGUGCCUCAGAUAGACGAGAGCGGGGAUCCUGUAUGUGAUCCCACUGGGCUCCUUCUCGAACAAAGUUGUUUUGGCCAGUUCCUCCACGCUGCCACUCUUCGACGCCGUGUUCCCCAUGGUGGAUCCGGGCUCCUGGGGACAGACAACGAUCCGGAUGUGUGACCGGCGUGUGUUUGUGCUCUUGUUGUGGCUUUAAACGCACACACUGGUGCUCGGAGUUGUGUGAUGCAUGGCACAUGACCGCACAGCCACACACCGAAUCUAAUGCACAGUGCGUGGACCGCAACGAAGCGUCUUACCUUCACUUGUCACUCGUCGCGCUCGUCCCCCUGGAUUCGUGCGUUAUCGACAUCACAGCGUCUCAUUUCACGCUGAACCAGGGACCUUUAGUGUUCACGACACUGGUGCUGUGGGUUCAUCGGAAGAGAAGACUCGCGCUGGAGCGAGAGGGACACUCGCGCGCACUUCCUCGUUGGUCGUGACGAAGCCCGGUCAGCAACGUAGCCUGGAGCAGCGAAGACUCCAUUGAACUGUGUCUUUUCCCGUUGUUAUGCUAACAUUAUAGCAGACAAGCUAAAUGCUAGCUGAAACAGGCGACGAGUAACCAGUCUUCCGCUGCACUCACAGGAAUCAGUGCACUGUGAUGACCGCUAGCUAGCCGGUUUAAACGAAUAGCGGUGGGACGUAACGUUUUCUUAUUAAUAAUCUUAUAAAACACAUUUGCGUUGCGUGCUGGAAAACUCCAGCAUAAACGUAACAGUAGCUGUCAAAUGCCCUUAAAUGUUCCAGGCUAGCUAGGCGGUGUAUCAUCUUAACACAGAGUUCAAUCUUUGAGCAUUUACAAUCGGUGCCUAGCUUCAUCGCCCCCUGCCGGACCGGAGGGGGAAACUCCAACUUAAAGCGCUGUUGCUAGGAUACUCAGCACCACAUAGGCGCUGCAGCAGUUUGUUCAGCGCGUGAGAAACGUCACUAACAAGCGUAUCAAAAGUUUGUUUCCCUCUUUUCCUCCAGAUACAUGGAUUGAGAUGAGAAAUCAAGAUGACUGCUGCGUCCUGUAAACUGGAGGACGGACAGGGACAUGCCACCAAAUGUUUCCCUGCUCGGUCAUUGCUCCAUCGAAGGAAGGACGGUGGUGGACACUGGCUUGUGGCUUACAGGAAGGCAGAGGAGCAGAGUGACAGUCACGUGCACAGACGGAUUAAAGAGACUCAUAAAGAACAUGUGAACAUUGCAGUGACUGAUGUGCCUCACGGUCACACGUUAAACGGACCCUUCCUCCUGCGGUUACAUUGUGUGGAUAAACCAUCUGAGCUGUGCACCGUUCACAUCAGUGAACAGGAGCUGGAUUCUGUGACGCCUGAAGAUCUCAAGAUGUUCGAUAGCGUAGCUUACAUCGAUGCCUCCGUCAACCUCCUGUCUUUAGGGUCUUUCAGCAGUUUCGUGUCUUUACGAGAACUCAAUCUGUCUGUGAACGGGAUUCACCACAUGAUGUUUGAUGCCUCUGACUUCCCUCAUCUCCAGGUUUUGGAUUUGUCCUACAACAGUCUGUCAGCUGAUGAUGUUGUGUCCGUCGGUCAUCUUUCUCGUCUUAAAGUGCUUCAUCUGACUGGAAAUCAGCUUCAUCAUCUUCCUCCUGAUCUGGGAUCAACUCAGCUGUCAGCUUCAGAAGAAGAAUCACAGUUUAAAGCUCUGGAAGUUCUGAUGCUUGAUGACAACAACCUUUCCUCUGGAGUCUUCAACAGUCUCAGAAACCUGAAAAGGUUAAAGUAUUUAAAUCUACAGGGGAACCGCAUUUCUGAAAUCCCAUACGUACAUCCAACGGGCUCUUUAGAACCUGCAUCCAUUUCUGAAAAGGAACCCGGGGAAGACAAACCUGCUCACACUGAGCCAGACCCUAACAACCAUGAAUCUGUCAAGAGAACUUCGCAGGAAAACCUGGAGGAGCUCUGCGAGGGAUCCAGUCUGCCACUGCCAGAGCUUCAGUUCCUCAAUUUAUCUGACAACAAAAUUGCAGAGGAGGAAGCACUGAUGGCCGCCGCUUUUUUCCCCAUGCUUCGUGAAAUCGAUAUUCACUCCAACCCUCUGACCACACACAGAAGCGGAGACCCUCCCUUGCUGACCUACUACCUCCAGGAGAGACUGGGGAUAACACUAAAGCGUAAAGAGACACGCGAAGUUGUGAAGAUGCCGCUGAAAGUGUCCACUGUUCCAAAAUGGAAGGUGGAAGAAAGACUCCCGAAGGUGUCAAAGAAUUACUUUCUGAUGGCCGAGGAAACUGUAAAGAAAACACCGGAGUGUGAGGGGAAGAACAACGAAGACGGCCCCUUCACAGAAAACACUGACUUCUUUGUCACUCAGGCACCAGACAUUUCUAACUUUGAUGAAAAAGAGACGACAGAGCACCAGGACGCCGCCGUUCCUGAAGAAUUCCACCACUGCCAAACGUUGACGGACCCGAAACCAAACCCCGGUGUGGUGGAGCCCGUUGGAAUUCAAACAGCUGUUCGGAUGCUGGAACACACACUGAAGACUCUCAAUGUUUACGGAGACUCAAAACCAAAGUCUGAUAGCAUCCAGAUGCCACACAGAGAGAAAGAGAGAAAGAUAAAAGAUCUUCCACCUCUGAGACUGGCGAAGCAGCCGGCAGAGAGGGUGGAUGAAAUGCUCAAGCAAAUCAGAGAGAGUACAACGAUAAGAGAACUCACCCUGAGCGAUGCCAUACACGGCACACGUGUGAACAAGCAGGAACAUAAGGAGGUUUUAUCGCUGCUGAGGGACAUGAAGACAAAGUACAAGAUGCUGCACAAGAAAAGCAUUGAACAACUAGCCAGCGUUGAGUCUGACAGAAACACUGAUCUUCAUCAAGCUUCACCUCCACCUGGUCAGACGCUCUAAUUCAUGUCCAGAUGUUUAGAUGCACUUGUCUUCCUGCUUUGCUGAUGGCGGUGUACACCCGGUGUCGGAGGAACUGAAAUCUCCAUCUCAUUAAUACUAUCAAAGGAAUAUAGUAUUUCUUAAUAUGUCAAAUGCUUUGAAACCAUCUGGAGAAUAUUUAUACUCUGCCAGAUAAAGGUAAUUAAUAGAUUUACUAUCUCAAAUCUCCUGGUUUGUUAUUAGGUAUUUGGCUCUAUAGGUAUCGGACAUAUUUAAUUGUAUGAUUCAUAUAUGUUCGGUCAUUAUUUCAUUUCCAUCAGGCAGGAUCCAGAGCACACAGCCUAGCAGUUGUUUGUCAUUUGUGAGCAGACCUCAGCAGCUCAGUAAGAUUUACAGCUCACACGAUCAUGUCUUAUUACAGCACUGGUUGAUCUGUUCUACAUGACGUUCCAACAAGCUCAAUGUUUCUUUUUUUCUCAUUUGGAGUCAUGUUUCAAUGUUUGUUUUCGUUGUUCAUUCCUUGUUUGAUUUCAUGGCUCGGUCCUUCAUAUGAUUCCAAUUAUCUGUCUUCGGCGCCACUCGCAGGUUUUGUGGAAUGCGAGUUCAGCCCAGGUGAAAUAAAUCAAUAGGUGCUGUGAAGAUGCUGUCAUGCACGAUUCUACUUUAUUACCUUCAUCUGGGAAUAUUUCCCUGCUUCUGUAUCUAUUAAAUGGUACAUAAAAUAUGCAUUACAUAUUGUAUAAUAUACCCGAUGGAAUCUGUGGGCCUUGUCACCCUGUCCCAUAAUUCAUGUUUUAUUUUGAAAUAAUAAAAAAGUUGUAUUUUGAUUUAAUUUCAAAUGUCAUUUAA